CCAAGUGCUGCUCUGAAAACAGCAGCCAGUUGUGUUUACCUCGUGUCCUGCUGUUUCGGUAGCAGUUUACUGUCCACCACUGAAUUUCAAGAGCUCCAUCUUGUCAAAGGCCCUUUAGGUUCAGUCCUCAUGAAGUCCUCAGUGACUGAGAGGACCUGCUGCCUCCCCUUGGAGAGGAGUGAGUGAGUGAGCGAUCUCCAGAUCUCUAACUUCCCGUGUCCCCCUUGCGACGAGCGUGAUGGCUUACCUGGCCCACACGGCCCAUCUGCAAUUCCUGGGCCUGCUACUGGGCAUCCUGGGCUGGAUCCUGAUCAUGUGCAGCGCCGGCGUGAACGAGUGGCGUUUGUGGUACGUGUCCGAUAAGUCGGUCAUCACCUCCGGGGUGGCCUGGGUGGGCGUGUGGCGCGCCUGCUUCUACUCUCACAUCAUGAGCACGGCAGAGUACUGCCAAGCCCUGGCCAUCACAGACUCCUUCCUCCCUGCGGACAUCGUACUGGCUCAGGUUCUCAUUAUGAUGGCCGUGGUUACGGGCAUUAUCGGGAACCUCACGGCUGGCUAUGGGAUGAGGAAGGUCUACUUUGGGCUGGGGAGGCGCCGGACCAUAAACUUGACCUUCUGGUCCGCGGGGGGGAUGUACCUGUUCACGGCCACAUGCUCCCUUGUGCCUUUGUUCAUGAACACAGUGGCGGUGCUGAACAACGACACCAUCGCCUUCCCACCGGAGUAUUACUUCCCUCCGGCCCCAACGAGCCAGGGCAUUGGCUCAGGAAUCGGGCUUGGCAUCGGGGCCUCUUUCCUGGUUGCCUUCAGCGGACUGCUCUUCCUUGUCUACAGGUACCCCAAGAAGGACCAGCAGCCCAAUGCUGAGGUCAGCACGGAGGGUAACGGCUACCUUGUUGACUCAAAGCCUUGGUCGUCUGUGGGCCUAAGGUCUAUCACUGAGGGCAGAGAAGAGAUCAGUGCCAAUGAGGGGGAGGACAACCCAGCCUUUGAACUAGAAGAAAACUGAUCUUCACCAUCAACUCCAGGUAGCAAUGGAGAACCUGAGUGGUUCUCAGGCUGAGAAAUUGGACACUUACUUUAUAAAAGCUGUGAAUGCUAAACAGUCCCACCUCUUAUUUUGCAACAGUGCUACACUAGGACUUUAGAUGUGAAAGAUUGCUGCACAUUGCCUGCCUGCACAGAUUUAUUAUGACUUUUGAAUAGAUCAGUACAUUCUCAGCUCUCCAACACGUUACAUUUCAUUCUCUGAUAGUGUUCAAUCCAGAACUAAUUUCCUCUGCUCAAAUGUAUUUAUUUCAUGAAGAUAUUUCAAAACAGUCAAGUUCAUAACACAAAUUAAAGGGAAAUUAAAUUCACUCGGGGAUGAAUUAUAUGAGUCUAUUGUUUGUCUAUGGAUCUCAUUAUUUUUGGGGAUAUACUAGUUUGGAAUUACUGUGGAAUUUGAUAUUGUUUAUUGAUAAAUAAAUAUGGCUGUUUAGUUUGGAAUUUAUCCACUAAAUCAUUUUUUUGUGCUUUCAUGCAAUCUGCAAUCAGCUUUCAUUCUUGAUUCAGUAAAGUGUCCGUUUCUAGUCUGGACAACACCGCUGAGGCUCAGUCAUUCUCCCUCACAGCACACCAGAUAAACUUUACAGUUGUCAGCGCUAGUAUGGGUGAUAUAAUCUUUAAGAGAGAUGGGGUCCAGCGUUAGGUAAGGUGAGCACAAUUACCCAAGUGCCCCAUGCUGGCCAUGGCCUGCCCCGCUGGGGAGCCUAAUGAAGUCUGCCAGGGCCUCCCUGAGCGAUGUCGGCUCUUAUUAGGGAUUUUUGUCCUCCGCUGGCCCUCAUUGACUCCUG
Alosa alosa (allis shad) is the source of this 1835-nucleotide messenger RNA. It is a transcript of the gene cldn34a, whose product is annotated as claudin 34a. Gene Ontology annotation, biological process: cell adhesion; bicellular tight junction assembly. The coding region runs from base 239 to 1009 and encodes 256 amino acids. NCBI's taxonomy places the organism in Eukaryota, Metazoa, Chordata, Actinopteri, Clupeiformes, Clupeidae. Gene Ontology annotation, cellular component: plasma membrane; bicellular tight junction. The record is from RefSeq and is a predicted model, not a curated record. The transcript is spliced from 2 exons. Gene Ontology annotation, molecular function: structural molecule activity.